Messenger RNA from Camponotus floridanus (Florida carpenter ant), 3735 nucleotides. It is a transcript of the gene ValRS, whose product is annotated as valine--tRNA ligase. Bases 218 to 3682 code for a protein of 1154 amino acids. Gene Ontology annotation, cellular component: cytosol. The transcript has 18 exons. Gene Ontology annotation, molecular function: aminoacyl-tRNA deacylase activity; valine-tRNA ligase activity; ATP binding. The record is from RefSeq and is a predicted model, not a curated record. NCBI's taxonomy places the organism in Eukaryota, Metazoa, Arthropoda, Insecta, Hymenoptera, Formicidae. Gene Ontology annotation, biological process: valyl-tRNA aminoacylation.
CUUCCAAAUGAUUAGCUAUCUCAUUUUUCGUAUACAUUAAUAUAGAAAAUUCAGUUGCGAAGCACGAAUCCCACGCAAUCCCACGUGCUGGAUGACACUUUCGUGGUUUUGCAAUCAUUUGAACGUUUCAUCAGUCACUUGUCCAAAGAGGCUCUCUGGUUUGAAUAUAAAACAGGAAAUAGACAAAUGUUGAGUUUCUUUUAUUGAAAAAAAGAAAAUGGUUAACAUAAAAAAUGAUGAAACUACGGAUGUGGUUGCGGAAAAUGGUCCUCAGAAAACAGCAAAGCAACUGCAAAAGGAGGCCAAAAAAUUGGCAAAGUUGGAGAAAUUUAAACAAAAACAGGAGAAAAAGGAAAGUGAAAAGCCAACAAAGGUGAAAGAAAAGCAAGAUAAAAAUGAUAAGAAGAAAGAGAUCACAUCAAUCUAUACUAUUAACGUAGUACCUGGGGAGAAGAAAGAUAUUUCAUGUCCAAUGCCAGAGACGUAUAGCCCACAAUAUGUAGAAGCCGCAUGGUAUGCUUGGUGGGAAAAAGAAGGCUUUUUUAAACCAGAAUAUGGAAGGAAAGAUAUAUUUAAAGAAGAUACGAAAGAAAAAUUUGUAAUGAUAAUACCACCACCUAAUGUAACUGGUUUUUUACAUCUUGGACAUGCUCUAACUAAUGCUGUGGAAGAUACUAUUACUAGAUGGAAUCGUAUGAAAGGCCGUAUGACUCUUUGGAAUCCAGGUUGUGAUCAUGCAGGUAUUGCUACUCAAGUAGUUGUAGAGAAACAGCUUUGGAAAGAAGAAAAGAAAACUCGUCAUGAUAUUGGAAGAGAAGAAUUUAUCAAAAGAAUAUGGCAGUGGAAGCAUGAAAAGGGAGAUAGAAUUUAUUUACAAUUAAGGAAAAUAGGUGGUUCCUUUGAUUGGAGUCGUGCUUGUUUUACAAUGGAUCCUAAAUUAUGUAAAGCUGUAACAGAAGCGUUUGUGCGCUUGCAUGAUGAAGGCAUUAUUUAUCGCAGCAAUCGUUUAGUUAAUUGGUCAUGUGCUCUAAAAAGUGCAAUAUCAGAUAUUGAAGUUGAUAAAGUGGAAUUAAGUGGUCGAACUCUAUUAUCAAUACCUGGCUAUGAAAAGAAAAUAGAAUUUGGGGUUUUAGUAUUUUUUGCUUAUCAGCUCUUUGAUUCGGAAGACCAAAUAAUUGUAGCAACUACUCGUAUCGAAACUAUGUUAGGAGAUACUGCUAUUGCUGUGCAUCCAAACGAUAGUAGAUAUGCACAAUACAUAGGAAAAUAUGUGCAGCAUCCGUUUUGUGAUAGACGUAUACCCAUUGUAGCAGAUGAAUUUGUCGACAUAAACUUUGGCACUGGUUGUGUAAAAAUUACACCAGCUCAUGAUCCAAAUGAUUAUGAAGUAGGAAAAAGACAUAAUCUACCAUUCAUAAAUAUUUUUGAUGAUGAUGGAAAUAUUACUGCAAACUGUGGAAAAUUUACGGGAAUGAAAAGAUUUGACGCUAGGGUGGCUAUCAUUAAGGAAUUGACAGAAAAGGGUCGCGUGAUUACUAUAAAAGAUAAUCCAAUGGUAAUACCUAUAUGCAGUCGAUCAAAAGAUGUCGUUGAACCUCUUGUGAAACCGCAAUGGUAUAUCAAGUGUAAUGAAAUGGCUGCUCAAGCUAAGGAAGCAGUAAGCACAGGUGCCCUGAAAAUAAUUCCAGAACAGUUUAAAAAGACUUGGAAUAUUUGGAUGGAUGGUAUCCGAGAUUGGUGUAUUUCACGUCAGCUCUGGUGGGGUCAUCGCAUUCCUGCUUAUGCAAUUAAAUGUAUUAAUUCUCACGUGAAUAAAAACGAGGCAGAUGAAUAUUGGGUGAGUGCACAUUCUGAAGCAGAAGCAAAAGAAAAGGCAGCCAAGAAAUUAGGCAUUAACAUAGAUAAUAUUAUUGCGGAACAAGAUCCUGAUGUAUUAGACACUUGGUUCUCUUCUGCUCUGUUUCCAUUCUCCAUUUUUGGCUGGCCAGAUGAAACUCCUGAGCUCAAGACAUUCUAUCCAGGUACACUAUUAGAAACUGGUCAUGAUAUACUUUUCUUUUGGGUAGCCAGAAUGGUCUUUAUGGGCCAAAAAUUAUUAGGGCAGUUACCUUUCAGAGAAGUAUAUCUACAUGCAAUGGUGAGAGAUGCACAUGGAAGAAAAAUGAGUAAAUCUUUGGGAAAUGUAAUAGAUCCUAUGGAUGUAAUUAAAGGAAUAUCUUUAGAAGAUCUCCAAAAACAAUUGCUAGAUUCGAAUUUAGAUCCAAAAGAAUUGGAACGAGCUCAAGAAGGUCAACGACGGGAUUAUCCACAAGGCAUUCCUGAAUGUGGUACAGAUGCUUUGCGAUUCGCUCUCUGUGCUUAUACCACUCAAGGACGAGAUAUAAAUUUGGAUAUAUUUCGUGUACAAGGGUAUAGAUUUUUCUGUAACAAGAUAUGGAAUGCUACUAAAUUUGCACUUACUUAUCUUGGAUCUAAAUUUGAACAUGAAUCAAAUGAUGUGAAAUACAAUGGUACUACUAUUGACAUAAUUGGUGAUGGCAAGUGGUAUCAGCAAGCUUUGAAUGAAUCCUGUGUACAGGAGGCACUAGAUAAUUAUUUAGCAACUUAUUCAUAUCUUGAUGGUUAUACACCCUCACAACUUGAUUCAAAAGUUUAUCAAACAUUAAAGAAAUUGAAUAUUAAUUUUGCAAAUUAUUUGCAUCUUAAACGUUGGUAUAAUCAUAUUGCAACAUUUACGGAUGAAGAAAAAACUAUAUUCCGUGCAGAACAAAAUGAAAUAAUACCACAACUUACAUAUACAUGUAAAAAAAGUAAUGAUGAUACGUUUAUGCUGACUGGACAUGAGACAAACGUAGAUUUAUGGAUGCUAUCACGACUCAGUUAUGCUGCCAAAACUUGUGACGAAGCAUUAGCACAAUAUGAUUUUGCAUUAGCUACUACUAUCUGUUAUAAUUUAUGGUUAUAUGAUCUGUGCGAUAUUUAUUUGGAGUAUCUUAAACCUAUAUUUCAAAGUGAAAAUAAAGAGGCAAAGUUGGUGGCACAAAAAGUAUUAUUUAAAACAUUAGAUGUAGGAUUACGUUUAUUGAGUCCGUUUAUGCCGUUUAUAACAGAAGAACUCUAUCAACGUUUACAUCAGAAGAAACUAAUAUAUUCAAGUAUAUGCAUAAGUCCAUAUCCGGACAGUUCCGAAUGUUGUUGGAGAAAUCAAGAGAUUGAGAAAAACGUUGACUUUGUGCAAAAAAUAAUUAAGAACAUUAGAUCUACCCGUGCAACUUACAAUUUACCUAAUAAAACAAAAACCGAAGCAUAUAUCAUAUGUAACAAUUCAGUUUUAAAAGAGAUAAUUGUUCAAUACAAGUCAUUCAUAGAAACUCUUGCAUAUUCUAUUCUUAGCACAGAAAACCCUCCAGAGGGAUGUGCUAUCAUCACUAUAAGCGAUAAAAUUCAAGUGCAUCUCUUACUUAAGGGUUUAAUUGAUCCAAAGAAAGAAUUAGAAAAAUUGAAAAAAAAAGAAGGACAAUUGAUUGAAGUUAUACAAAAAUUAAAACAAGAUUUAGCUACACCUAAUUAUGAUACAAAAGUACCACUCGAUAUUCAAAAAAAUAAUAAGGAAAAAUUGACAAAUAGUAAAGGCGAAUUACAACGAAUAAUUGAUGCACUAAUAGUUUUACAAACAAUGUAAAAGCAUAUAAAAUAGAAAAUUUUAUAAAUUCUACACUUAAUAUAGAUAUACGA